AUGGACCCUUCUCCAUCUGCCCAACCCGCCUCCGAGAGCGAAGACGACAACCCCGCCCUGACGGCAGCCGCCCUGCUGGCCGCAGGGACGCAGUCGCGGAUGCGGCGACGACCGGCGCAGCGCGAGUCGGUGGUGGGGAGAGAGAGACCGGAGGAGCACGGAGGCGUGCUGCCGAACCCGCUGCCGCUGCCACUGGCGGCUUCAGCGUCAGCGUCAUCGACACCCUCACCAGUGGCGCGGACAAAUGGGUGUGGGGCACGUGUCCACGCGUCCGCCCACCCUGCGCGGGCAGGCGGGCGGUGGGUGGCCCCGCCAGAGGGCGCAAGUGGGGUCGUCGUCCCGCUGGAGACCACGUAUUUCGCCCCAGAUGAGGCACGGAUGCUGGAGUUGGCACGGGCUGCCGGGUGUGGAUGUGCAGCCCAUGGUGUCGGGUGUGCUGUCUGUGGAAAUGCGCUGGGGGCGCUGUUCACGCCCUGCAGGACGCAUACGGCGCGCAGCAGCGGGUCGUUGCGCCGACAACAGCAUUAUGUCUUCCUUCCGGGCCAUGUCAGUCCCGCGAUUCAUGAUGCUCUCACCGGUUAUCGACACAGGCACCCACAACGACACCCACCACCGCCGCAGCAGACGCUACGCCCCGCCCGCCCGCAGCCACGCUGCCCCCCAUUCAUGACCCUCCCCAUUCGCAACACCCGCCCCACGGAUUCACCACCCAGCUGGAAUCCAACACCGAGCUGGGACACGGACGGGCCCGUCGGACCAUUCCCCGUGAUCGAGCCGCCGACGGCGAUUGAGAUGUUCGCAAUGGAGGUCGAUGCGGAAGCGCGGAGGGAGACGGAAAGACUGCAGGCAGAAGCGGGGGACCCGCCCCCUUUGGAGGAUGUCGACGACACGGGCCUUGCCAUAUUCACGACCACGUACCCCGGCGGGCCCUCCGCCGCAGAAGCAGAAGCGCGGACAAACGAGGACGAAGGAGACAUUAUAGUGACAGCACCAGCGCCGUUCCAGGCGCGGUAUCGCGCGGCGGAUGGCGAUGACGAGCUUGGCACAAGCCGCGGGGCAGCCGAAGAAGAGGCCCGAAUGGGGAUGGCGGACAGCCAGUUGAACGACUCGGAGGCGGCGGGGAAUGAAAGCGGGGAGGACGAUACGAUGAACGCCAACCUCAGUUUGGUAGCUGCGGCCGGCGCGUUUCGGAACGCCGAGCUUUCGACGGUUACUGGUCCAGACGAGGACGAGGACGACGAAGAGGGAGAGGAGAGGCAGGCCGUGGCGGGUCUGGGCCCGGCGGUCCCGCUCCCACCGGUGCCGCAAGGCCUAGCCCCGGCCGCGACAGAGAAUUUUGCAGAGAGUCCUGUGUCGACCGCAGGACCGCCGGUCCACGGCCCGGAUCCCGCGGUGAUCCCUGGGUCCCGCGAGGAAGCACGGUACGAGUUGGAGCGCGCCAUGGAGGACAUGCACGCGCAGCUGGACCGCAUGGAGGCCACAGGGCUCGCAGGGCUUGCGCGGGUGCAGCCGUCGUCGCACGCGGAGGGGCGAUCACCGCCGACGCAGACAAGCGACAAUGUGGACGAGAUAGUCGAUAUGCAGCGCACGGCGGUGGACUUGGGCACGCCGGUCCCGACGGCGACGACAACGGACGACAGCUUGCCAGUCUCGUGGGAUCGCGCGAUGGAGGCCAUGCACGCGUCGCUGGGCCGCAUGGAGGCCGCGGCGGAGGAGGCGCGGGCGCUGGUCCGGACGCCGGCCCAAACACAACCACCGACGACCGACAACGGGGCGCCGGCUCCCGGCCCGGUCCCGGUCCCGACGGCCACAGUAGCGGACAACCGCGUGCACGACAUGAUCGCCGCGUUGGGCAGAGCAUUGAACGACCCCGCUGCCGGCCCGCUCCCGAUAGCCGAGCUGCAAAGCAUAUUGGAUAUCGCGCGCACGCCGCCACCGGUUCCGACGCCAGCGGAAGACCGCCGCCGCCAGGCCCUUGAGGACCGCCGGGCGCUGAUCGGCCGGACGCUCGCGGAGCAGAACCGGACGAACCGCGGGCUGCCAGUGCCCGGGCCGGCCGCGCCGAUCGUGCGCCACGCGGUGGGGACGGCGGAGCAGCGGCUGGCGGCGGCGCGGCGCAAUGCGGAGGCGGAGGCGCAGCGCCACCGGGAGCGGAUCGCGGCGAUGAGCGAGGCGGAACGGACCGCGGUGGCGAGGGAGAGGGCGCGGAUCGAGCGGGUGGCGGCGGAGCGCGCGGCGGUGGCGAGGAGGAUCGCGGAGCGGGUUGCGGGGAGGAACACCGAUGCUGAUGAGGGCGAGAUGGCGCCGUGGUAUUCCCCUGCACCUGGGGCUGACAAUGGUCAGACGCUGGGCCCGAUGGUCGGCGGUAGGUCCAUAUUAAAUGAGCCACGCGUGACCAGUCCGCGGCCGACGCCCCCGCGGGCCGCCGGCGAGGCGUGGCGGCUGGUGUCCCAGAUGCGUGCGGGCGAGCCGACGGGGCUGCCGGAGGCGGCCACGGCGCGCGCGGGGGUCGUCCAGCGCAGGCGGGCGAACAACAACGCGGGCCGAACCGCGCCGCCGCCGGUCGUCCCUGAGCCGCUCCCGACCGGGAGCCCGGGCCGCGGCUUCCCCAGCGAGCAGGAGCAGGACAGCUGGCUGGCCGCGCUGGCGCGGGCGGCGGGGACGACGGUGCCCGAUCUGGCCACCACGACCAAUGCGGAUGUGGCCGCGACCAACAUGAACGCCCCUGCGGCGUCGACAUCGACCGCGCCUGCGGCAGCCGAUGACGCCCUGGACUUGGCCGGUGUGCGCGUGCGUGAGGCGCGUGCACGGGUCGAGGCGCGGCAGGGGCUGCGGCGGGAGAUGCGGCGUCUGGAGGUGGAGCGGGACGGCGCGCAGGCUGAUAAUGUCGCGGCGCUGCUUGCGGCAGACGAGCGCGAGUGGGCGCGGAGGACGGCGCUGGUGGAGGCCGAGUUCGCGGCUCAGCCGGACGAGGACCAGGAUGCACGUGCGCGUUCCGGCGGAAGCGGAAGCGGAAGCAGGAGUGGCGCGGGCACGCGGAGCCAUGUGCCGGGGUAUACACGCCUGCUCUUCGAGCGCUAG
Messenger RNA from Mycena indigotica, 3081 nucleotides. RefSeq lists its product as uncharacterized. The transcript is spliced from 8 exons. The record is from RefSeq and is a predicted model, not a curated record. Lineage: Eukaryota; Fungi; Basidiomycota; Agaricomycetes; Agaricales; Mycenaceae. The coding region runs from base 1 to 3081 and encodes 1026 amino acids.